CGCAGUUGAAAAUCUUCCUUUUUUCUAGGAAAGACAUUUGGACAACGUGUUCCUAAAUUUCGACUAGUUUUUAGCCUAAAAUCAACGUGUUUUUGCUGCUUUUAGACACAGAAUUAAGGAGAUGGCCCCAUCAAAGACACGGAAAAGAGCAGCAGAUUCAACGACUGAUGAUGUCAUCAAAGCCAAGUCCAAGCGAGGCCGUCCCAAAGCUUCUAAUGCCUCAGAGUCACAGCCGAAAAGAAAGUUUGAGGCCCAACCCUCCUGCCGUACAGUACAAGGGGUUGUCCUGGCCCUGGGUCAGGGGGACACCGGUCAGUUAGGUCUGGGGGAGGACGUCAUGGAGAGGAAGAAGCCUGGUGUUGUGGCCAUCGAGGACAAAGUCAUAGACGUGUGUGCCGGAGGGAUGCACACUGUCGCACUCACUGUCAAAGGAGAGGUGUGGUCCUGGGGCUGUAAUGACGAGGGAGCUUUGGGAAGAGACACAUCAGAGGAUGGUUCAGAGACUGUCCCCGGAAAGGUAGACCUGAGGGACAAGAUCGCACAGCUGGGUACCGGGGACUCACACACCAUCGCUCUCACUACAGAUGGAAGAGUCUGGUGCUGGGGGACUUUCAGGGACAACAAUGGUCAGUUUGGCUUGACCAGUGACGGCCGGACCCAGCCCAGACCGGUUGAGAUCCCCAUCCCCGCGCGUGUGCUGAAGAUCUCGAGCGGCGUGAGUCACGUGGCCUGUCUAACGGAGGACGGGGACCUGUACACCUUCGGCUGCGGGGAGCAGGGCCAGCUGGGGAGAAUAGCCGAGUGUUUUACGGUCCGAGGGGGCCGCAAGGGACUCAGCCUCCUUGUUGAACCUGCCCUGGUCAGGAUGAAGGGUAAGAGAGGAUCAGGAAAAAGUCACAUGAAGUUUUCGGAUGUGUUCUGUGGAAACCACAACACGUUUGCCAUCUCAGACGACCACGAGGAUGUGUACGCCUUCGGGCUCAACAACUACUACCAAAUGGGGUUGGAUGGAGCCCAGGCGAGAUACGUGCCUGAACAUGUGGACUCCCUGUCAGACAAGAGGUGGGCUCAGAUCGAGGGGGGGCAGCACCACACCGUGGCAUUGUCACAGGAUGGAGAGGUGUAUGUGAUGGGUAGGGGUGAGUAUGGCAGACUGGGACUAGGAGAAGAUAUGGACAAGGAAGUCACCAAACCCACCCAACUCACAACACUCAGUAACAUCUGUGGUGUGGCCACAGGAUCAGCAGUCUCCUUUGCUGUCAGUAAAAAUGGUGAGGCGUAUUCCUGGGGAAUGGGGACCAACCUGCAGCUAGGCCUGAGCGAUGACGAUGAUGUCUGGGUGCCCACAAAAAUGUCUGGGAAACAGCUGGACAGCAGGGAGGUUGUCCUUGUGUCUGGGGGUGGACAGCACACCGUCAUGCUGGCCAGAGACAAGGACAGCAACACAGCAGCUUAGCUAUAGAAUCUUAUGUUGUUGGUAGCCAGGUUUUUAGCUAUGUGGUGUCCAGGGUCUCUAUUAGACACCCUGUACUGAAAUUAAUAAGAAAUUGAACCCCCUACUUUUUGGUAGGACAGUACAAUAUAACAAAAUGGACACCCAACAAAAAAUCCUAGCUAAAAGCCUGUUGGAAGUUAACAUGGUAACAGUUUAGACUUGCUGUCAGACACAAAAUUAUGUGAAUUUUUUAAG
Molecule: messenger RNA, 1690 nt
Organism: Branchiostoma belcheri (Belcher's lancelet)
Lineage: Eukaryota; Metazoa; Chordata; Leptocardii; Amphioxiformes; Branchiostomatidae
Product: regulator of chromosome condensation-like
Exons: 9
Coding region: 122-1456 (444 amino acids)
Cellular component (GO): cytoplasm
Molecular function (GO): guanyl-nucleotide exchange factor activity
Source: RefSeq, a predicted model, not a curated record